UAGUGCAAAUUAAGUGAUGAAAAUGGAAUCGUAAACUUUUUCCUUGAGUAUGUGUUUGUUACAUGUACAAAGGGGAAUUCCACGAGAAUUUUUUUCAUAAAAAUUAUUGUAAGGUUUUCAUCUCUGACGCUUCUUCUGGAAUCGUUUUGACACAUUUCGCUGUAGCACGGUGAAGAGGAUUAGAUAUCCAGAUGGCUGUGUCUCAAACACCUCCGUUUCCACCCCCAGAAGGUACAGUUGCUGAAUAAAUUUUGUUUUCUUAUCUUACUGUCGAUAUUUGAUGUCUGUAGAAGAUGCAAAAUGUAAAAUCUCACCUGAUUCUGUGUUAAUUUAAAGAUCAAGAUCAGAAGAACAUUAUCGACAAACUUGCAAACUUUGUUGCCCGAAAUGGCAGCAAGUUUGAAGAUAUGACCAAGGAAAAACAGAAAGGAAACCCAAAGUUUGCAUUUUUGUUCAGUGGAGAGCACUACAAUUACUACAGGUGGAAGGUUUCAUUUGAAAUUGGUAAGAAAUCUGUGGUGGAGUUAAUCUGAAUAGCAGACAGUUAGCUAGGUAACCCAAGUGCAAAAGGUUUGAAGUAUUGUGUAAGAAUAAGAAAGCCUCACUCAUUUGCCCCUGAUGUUCACCUUAUCAGGUUAUCUGAUUGAUUGCCACGCAGCCUACUACUUGUUAGAUGUUUUCAUAAAAUAAUAGACACUAGGUAACACGUUCACUCCCAUACCAGAUCUCAUUAGUAGUUCUCCUAAAUGUUUGCCAUGCAAUUCUCAUGAUUUUGUUUUGGAGAAUUUGGUAUUGGAUCAGCUAAUAAUCCCCUAAUUGAUUUUUUCCCUAUUCUCAUCACUUGUUUGCUUAAUAUUGUAUUGAUAUUGUUAGGAGAAAUUGACAUUUUUUCUUGGUCACUCAAGUGAGUUAAAAGGUUAUGUUUGUUUUUUUUGAGCUGAGAGUUAUUCUUUUUCAUUUUCAUAUCUGAACUUGAAUAGAAACAGCAAAAGAGUUUGAACCAAACAAAGAUGUAAUUGAUUUUGACUAUAACUUUCUUUAUUUGAUACAAUAAAUUAACUUUUUUUCAUUUAUAUUUUUCCUACUGUUAGCUCAACAGCAAACCCAACAACAUUUACAAAACCAGCAACAACUUGCACAGCAAGCAGCAACACAGCUUACUACAAAUCCGCAAGCUCAUUUGGUGCAACAAGCUAUUGUUCAACAGUCAAUAAAUACAGCUCCAUGGCAACAAGCACAACAGCAGGCUCAACAACAGGUAACAAAAAUGAACAUUUAAAAUGAUUUUUAAUAGUGCAUGACAUAGUUAUCAAAGAACAAAAUCUAAGUGUUCCCAAGGAAAACUUACCUUAUAAGUUGCUGCUUACUACAACAUAAAUAUGUCAUGCUAGGAGAUUAAAGAGUAUUUUUUUAAGAUCUACUUUUAGGUCUUGUAGUAAAUUACAAUAUUUGAACUUGGAUCUCUAGUAUUCUUUAUUUUUAUACUCCUGAACAGUACAGAAGAAUUGUGACAAAAAAGUAGCUUUUUCCAAUCACUAAAACCUUCACUGCUAAAUCCACUGCUUUGUGGGCUAACUAUCAAGUUUCAGCACCAAAGUCAAUGUGAACUGCUCGAUCAGUAGCACCAUGCAUGAAGUCACCCCAUUAGUUUGACAAUGUUGUCAUUUCAAACACUUAAAAUGUCUACUAUUGAAAGUUUCUUUUUUAUCUUCAUUAUGACCAAAUCUUGAAGAACCCCCUGAUCUGUACCCUUACAUAAGUAUUGAUAUUCCCCAUACUCUUUGUUCUACAUUUACUCUGGUACUGACAAGGGGAAUUCAUUAAAAAAUCAAAGCUUCUUAGAUUGGUGAUUAUUUUCAUAAUUCUCAUGAUUGGAACAAAUUAUUCAGCACUAUAACUGUAAGGAGAAUUUAGAUACUGGUCACCCUAAGGUUUUAAGGGUGAACUUAUUGAUUUGUCAAAGGUCAUUUGUAUCUGUCUUGUAGAUCUCCCCACAAUUUAUUAUUGUCCCUAAAAAGGAUUCAGAUGCCUUGAGAUUGAGAAAUUUUUAUUUAUUAAAUUUGAUUUAUUACCAGAUGCAAGCCCUUCAACAGCAGGUCCAAGCCACUACAGCCAUAUAUCAGCCUCCUGUUCCUGUUCAGCAACAACCCAGUGAAGUUGAUGUGACAGAACUAGAAAACCUGUUGCAUAAGAUUAUGGAGUCAUGCACAAAAGAUUCUAUAUCUGUAAGCACUUAGGUCUUUUUUCACCUACUUCUUGGAGAUGUAAUGAUUUUUUUGAGUUGGAGUUUGUAAUAAUUGGAGAUGAAAUGAAAUCAGAUUUUUCUGAGUUACGAGAACAUUGUUUGAUAAUAAUUUCUUACUAAUGGAGGGUAGGGGUCAUACUGGGGAUUUUUGGCCUGAGGUUAUACCAGUAAAGAUUAAGUGCCAAUAUUCUCCAGUAUGGCUCAAAUAAUCAAGGUUAGUGAGUAGUUUAUUAUAUGGUACUCAGACCAAACUUGUCUAUUUUUAAUUUUGGCUUCUGCAAACUAAGAUACAGGGCUCAUGACCAUUUCCCUGGAAACAGUCCACUUGGCCAAGUGUGGACCAAGUAAAAAACCAAUUAGAUCACUUGGAUUUACCAUAGGACUGUCUUGCCUCACAAUAAUAUAGGAUAUUCUUUUUUUGUUGUUGGGAAAAUUUUCACAUAUUAUUCUGAUGGUAUGAGCUAUUUUUUGAUUCAGACAUGGAGAAAAUUCCCUUGCUUUUUAACACUAAUCUUUCUUUGGAAUGAAAACACUAAAGUUUUCAUUUUAAACAAGAAAUAUACGGAGUCCCUUGACCACAAAACACAGAUUGGCAUCUAAUACUUGAUAAUAUGUAUUAUCUUUUAGAGUGGAAAGAACUUUAUUUUCAACAAUUCCAAGACAAAGGCAAGUUGCUUUCAGAUUUCCCAGUAUCUGCUAAAGAGGUAGGCACCUAUAAACUGCUAUAAUAUUUAGUUAGAGAAUUUAUCUUUUACUUGUCACUAGUCAGUGUUGUCUACACCACAGAUAUUAGAAUAAAAUUACAUUAUCUCUUCUUUUCAGCCACUCUCCUUGACUGCUCACCCACCCCUCCCUAUCCCUCCGUGUAUCUAUAAGGGGAGGUUACCCUGAAUGAUAUUUAUUUUCCACACAUAAAAGGAUAAGGUUGCACUUUCGAAUUAAAAGUGUAAUGAAGAAUUGUCUGUAUUAAUGUUCACCUCAAGAUUGUUUUGCAAUCCUCCUAUGCUGCUGCAUCACUUUUCCUAUCAAACUGGUUGCAAGAAUUUGUGUUAAAUAACACCCUUCACUAAUAAUGUUGUCUAUUCUCGUUACCUGUUUGCUUGAAAAUAUAUUGAUGUUGUAGGGAGAAGUAACAUUUUAAUCACUUUCAUCUUAUCAUGCUCUUGACUCCUCUUCUUUUGUCUAAUAUCUUAUAGAGCCCUUGGCCCUGGAAUGCAAUUUCAACACAAACUUCACAUUGUUUACCUUGUGAAUGAUAUUCUGCACCACUGUCAAAGGAAAGGAGCUCAGGACCUUCAGAAGAGUCUUGAGGAUAUUGUAGUACCUUUGUUUUUUUGUACACAGAUAGGGGAAUUAGCAGAAAAUCUGCAGAAAGUAACAAAAGUCUUAGGAAUUUGGGAAAGUCAUAAUCUUUUUGACCCAUCUCUCCUACAGGCAAGUUUCAGAAUUUUGGUUAAAUUUUUUUUGUGAAAAUGAAAAUUGAUAGUAGUACAAUUUUAAUGUGUCCUGUUAGCCCUUUAGCCCCCAAGAUCUCUUAAGUAAUUCUCCUUACUGUCUGCCACAUAAUUCUCAUGAUUUUACUUUGGAGAAUUUGGUAUUAAUUCAACUCAUAAACCCCUAAUUGAUAUUUUUCCCUUUAUUCUAAUUGCUUGUUUGCUUGAUGUUUUAUUGAUAUUGUAAGGAUAAAUUCUGUUUGGAUACUCAUGGUAGUUAAAGGGUUGAGUCUCAUUCCGAAGCAACAUUCAAAGAAUUUCACAUCAUAAUGAUUAGUUGGAAAAUCACAUUUAAGCUUUUUAAGCAAAAAUACUGAUACCACUUUUUAAUAUUUAUUGUUUAUUGCCUUUGUACAGUAAAUUGUUUCUAGAAAGUAUCUCAUUUGUUUACUUUUGAACAUAGUUUAGUUACUCUUCAUUGUUACUUAAAGUUAUCAAUUGCAAAUGAGCAGAAAUUGAAAUCAUAAUUUUUCCUGAUAUAAAUGUUUGACAUUACCUUCAGGAACUGAAAAACACUGAAGCAGGCCAGAGUAAAGUUGACGCAGCUCGUGAGCAGAUGUUUAGUCAAGGUUUUUAUGCUGCACCUGAACGCCAUCAGCCACAUUAUCAGCAGCCACAAGAUAGCCAACAGAAUCCACAAUCAGACCAGCAAGCUCCUGGAAGAGAAGGUACUUCAACCUGUGUUCACCACUAGAGAGUUCCUCAGUCUUUCAUGAGUUCAGUAGUGGAGAAUUGUUCUGAUACAUGAAUUUAGUUUGGGCAUGUCUGGUCAUGAUUUACAACAAGAUGGCGUUUGUUUGGCAAAUCUUCAUGUAAUGAAGUAGCCAGUUCAAACUAGAUUUCAUUUAACCUUUAUUACAAACAACCCAGAGAAAGUUCCUAAAAGUUUGCCAAAUGUAUUUCUUCAGAUAAUUUGAAGCAGCCAACAGUAGAGGUAGGCUCCCAAGGAACAGGGGAUGAGGCAAAACAACAAGUCAUUGAAAAAGGAAAAGAAGAAAAUGCAGAGCAAAUACCAUCAGAAGAUGCUGAGACAAGAGUGCAAAAUGUAAAGGUUUUGAACUUCUAGUUGUGUGAUAAAUGCUUUUCUUUAAGGGUAAUCUGAGUUUUGGCCCAGAAAUAAGAGGAAAUCAACCAUAUAUGUUUAAAGUCAAAUAGGCUGUGAGAGGCCUGGGUUUGAACCCUGCCUGGGUCAUUGUGUUGUGUUCUUUGACAAAACACUUGACUCUUAGUGCCUCUCUCCACCCAGGAGUAUAACAUUGUGCUUAGCAAACUGUUUGGGGAAACCUAAUGAAAUGCUGAUGGGUAACACUUGAAUGAUCCUGCAUUCCAUACAAUGAGGUUGCUAAUGAGCUCCAAAAGUUUGGGCUCAAAAGUAGACUUAAUGUACCUUUCUUGUACAGUGAAAGCCUUUUAAGAACAGCUUGUUAACAGUAGACUAAGCUUAAAAGAAUUAUUAUCCUGUUCCUCGCCAAAGAAAUUUGAAAUUUUUCUCUACUGAGGGUUUAUCAAACUAAAAGGAAAAGUCCCUGAUUAGCGAAGUGAUUGGCUCUUGAUAAUACUCUGAAUUCAACAUUUUGUCUAUUUGUGCUUAGUAAACAGUAUGGAAAAGUAGAGUAAUAGUAUCCUUUUCAAAGCAAGAAGAAAAAAAAAACAAUUGUGAUUUAUCUAGAUUCUGCUACAAGCGACCUCAGUUUUAACUCUGAAGUAGCUUAAAAAGCACUUUCAUAAGGCCUUGGUGUGCAUCACAUUCACAACAGUUUAAGCUACAACCUCACUCUGUUCCCUCACUGAUAACCUAUCUAUUGUGUCAGCAGAAGGAGGCAACCAUGCAGCAACCAUACCAACCACCACCUUAUCAGCAACAUCCUCCACCCUUCCCUCCCCCAUUUGGCGAUCAGAGACCCCAGUUCUAUGGGCGUGGCCCACCACCAUUUCCUCCUCAUUUUCCUCCUCCACCCUACGUACCAGAUUUCAGACACCCCCCACCCAUGUUUGGUGGGCCCCGACCCCCUAACUUCCACGAUGAAGGAUACCAUGUGAGGUGGGUUGACACUGAAAAUUAGAUACAAUAGCAGUGCUCCACUAUACACCAUAAAAGAGGAAUUAGCAUGCAGCAGUUAAACAGAUAGCUGUAUUUUAUCAUUCAACUUAAUGGCUGGUCAAAGAGUAGCAUCAUGACAGUUAAAAUGUCACAGUCAACAUUAUUGGUGAUAAUGCUAUGUUACAAAUUGACCUCAAAUUUAUAUUGACUGUAGCCUUAUUUAUCAUAGAAAUGAUCAAUACAUACUUUUGCAAUCUCACUUUAUCCCAUCAUUUAUAUUGAACUUAAGCUCUAAAUGAAGGGCCAUCAAUGCCAAAUGUGAUUGCUAGUGUUUUCCAUUAUUUUAAGUCUAACAGGUAAACAAGUUUUCAAACUGAUAGGGCAAUGUCUUUACUCACUGAAUGUUCAAAAAUUGCAAGUGAUUUUAGGCAGUUACAAGAGGUACUUCAGAUAGUAAAUGGUGUGAUCCUCAUUUCUUACUAAAUAAUAUUUGUUAACUUUACUUUCCCUGUGGCUUUAACACAGGCCACCACCACCGCAAUUCCGUGGUCCACCACAACAGUUUGACUAUCAACACCAGAUGCCAGAGUUUGAGCAGUACGAGGGUAGAGGGCCUCCUCCACCCAUGGUGAAUGAUUACAAUCAUGGCAGAAUGCAAGAGGAGGAGGGGUAUGGCAUGGAGGAGUAUGAGAUGCCACCUGAACCUCCCAUACCUGAGCCUAUUAUACCAACUGCAAUGUACUAUGAUCUUCCUGCUGGUCUCAUGGCUCCGUUAGUAGGGGUAAGAUUCCUAUCUGUGAUAAUUCUCCUGGAGGGUGGGGAUAGAGAAGGGGUAGUUAGAUGGCUCUGGGCUGCCUGUGAGACCCCUCCCCUCUUUUUAAUCAACAACAUUCAAAUCUUCUAAGAGACCAGUCAUUAUUUAUCAUCUUUUUUUGGGGAGGAGAUCACAUGGAAUUCAGGGGGGACAUUGGGGGGUCAGUUGUUGCCAACAGAGUACAAAGUAGGAACUAUGGAAAAUUGACUGCCAAUUAACUGCCAAUGAGGGGGGAUGGUAAAAGUGAUAGUGUUAUAAACGCAGAUUUCGUUUUCUUUCCUGGUAAAGCUGCCAGACGUUGACUACAAGCCAAUAGAUCCAGCUUCUCUUCGUCUUCCUGCACCACAGCCACCAAGUGAAAGACUUCUUGCUGCAGUAGAAGCGUUUUACAGUCCACCUAGUCACGAGAGGCCUAGGAACAGGUUAGUCAGUCUGACUGAUAUCUUACAUCUCCUUACUCUACUAGUAUAGAUUAUGAAUACAUAAAUGAAGAGAGAGGAGGAGAGAAUAUUUUAAAAAAUUUUGAAUUGAAUUCUUCCUUUGAUAUUUGAGCCCUUGGAUUUUACGGUUGAUAUUUAGAACUCUUUGAUGUUCCAUACUAGAUACAUGAGGCAGUGGUUACCGAUAAUUUUAAUCUUUUUUUGUUUGAUACUCGAUGUUUUAAAAUCUGUAUUCGGAUAUUCUUCGGAAAUCGCCAAAAGAGCUCGAAGGCCAUCCGAAGUCGUUCGAAAUCUGAGAUCGUUCGGGUAAAGUUCGGAAAUCUGAGAUUGUUAUUGCUUCUGCAUGGUUUUUUGCUAACUGGAGUGAUCAAAAUAACGCUUUCUGAGAAAAUUAUUGGCAGUUGGACUAAUGGUGUCUGAAACAUGUUUCCUACAGUGAAGGGUGGGAGCAAAGUGGUUUGUUUGAGUUUUACAAAGCAAAGUUGAAGUACAUAAAAGAUCGAGAGGAAGCCGAGAAACUCAAAGUGCAAGAAAUUCCUCCAAGCAGAUCAAGGUCCCAUUCCAGAUCUCCCCGGCCACGCUCUCGUUCUCACUCCCAAUCCCCUCGUCAGCGGCGGUCUCGUUCUCGCUCUAGAUCCCCCAGAAGACGGCAUUCACGGAGCAGGUCCAACUCUCCAAGAAGAAGAAGGUAAAGUCAUGUCAAAAGGCCAUCAGCAGGGGUGCAUGCAAACGGUGUGACCUUUUUUACAUAGUAACUUAGAGGAAAUGUAUGGCAAUGUUGUAAAGGUUCGCAUCACUGUACCUAUUUGAGACGAAUAAUCUCACGGCGUUUAACAUCAAAUAAACGCGCCUUUGUGGUCAGAUAAGGAUUUUUCGCCUAACCCUUGAUGUUAAAUGAGAAUAUUCAUCACAAGUUAGUAUGUGAUAGUGUAGUCUGAUCGUCCGGAUGAGUGCAGUCCUGAGAGGGACUGUUGUCGGUAGUGGCGACUGACGUUUCGACAACCUGAGCGGAAGUCAUCACUGAUGGUGACUACUUGAUCAAGUAUACUAGAUGAAGUUUUUGGACAUUCUCAUAAAGUCCAUUUGAAUUAAAAUAAACGAAAAGUCACACCGUUUGUGUGGGUGCCCAGUAAUCGUUUCACAACAUUUCAAUUAUCCUUGGCCCACCCUUUGUGUAAAUUGCAUUUGACUUUCUUGUUACAGGUCACGCUCAAAAUCUCGAUCACGUUCAAGAUCACGCUCACGUUCACGCUCCAGGUCACGAUCACGUUCAAUCUCACCAAUGUUCAAGUCCAACCGAAGUCCUGGUAGAAGUCCAACGCCUCCAAGUUUUCAGUAAGUAUUCUAAAAAUGUUCUCUCAUUUUUGUUUUGUUUUUUUUUUUCGAAGAUUCCAGAGGAACCUAAGUUUGAAGGGCCCCUUUUGGACCUGAAAAGAUGGGGUCCCUUCAAUGAAGGAAAUAAAUACUGAUGGACCUCCAUUUAUGGGACACCUUCGGAAAUAUAAAAAGUGUCCCUUGAAUGGAGCUCACAGAAACGAAAGUUAUUAAAUAAUUUUUUUUUAAAAUUCGGAAACAAAGUUUAUAUUCCUUGAGAGGAGGUAAUCCCUGAGUAGAAGUUUCCUAAAGAAUACGCCCCUCUUGAUUUCGCUCGAAUGUGAAAUAUUAGCGAAGAAUGCUUGGUGUCUCAAUUGACUUGGUUGUGUUUUUUCUUUCCAGUCCGUCGUACACAUCAAAGGUCCCUGAACAAAGACUGGAUGAAAGCAACGUCGGACAUCAGAUGCUCAAGAAAAUGGGUGGGUUGGACCGUGACUUUGAACAACACCUAGACUAAAGAUUGCGUGACUCGUGACGUUUUCCUCGUGUAGCACUCAAUAUGCAAACUAAAAAUAUUUAUAACUUUUAACACACAACCACCAGCCAAUGGUAAUUCGCGUCAACGUAUCAUCUGAGAUUAUUGAAACGAACUUUUCGUGACAGAAUGUGAUAUUUUUCAUCGUUAGGUUGGGAAGGAGCUGGACUGGGUAGAAGUAUGCAAGGGAUACAGGAUCCAAUAUCAGGGGGGGAGAUUCGGGAUAAGUUUGACAAGUUCAAGGUGAGGAACGAGUCAUUGCCGUUGUACUUUCUCUGUUAAGAGUCUGCUGAUUAUAAUUAAAGGGCAGAAAAUUCACCUCAACUAUAAAGAUACCUUGAGAUAAUAUAAAACUUUUAGAACUAAUGAUAGAAUACCUCCUUAGAAAUAAGUUGAAUUGAAAAUAAUGACUGUGUUUUUGUCUUUAUCUCAGGGGGUUGGUGCAGACAUGAAGGACCCGUUCGAAGCAUAUCGGAAGAGUAAAAGUUAUUCUUUUUUGGGUUCACGUAUCGGUAUGUUUAAAUGUUACCAUUAUCAUUGUUAUUAACAUUAUCGUUAUCAGUAUCAUUGUCGCCGUCUGAUCGUUUAGUCUGAUCGUCUGGGUAAGAGUAGUCCUGAGAAGGACUUUUGUGGAAAGAAGUCACUGACGUUUCGACAAGCUAAGCGGAAGUCAUCAUCGGGGUCAAGUGAAGAGUUGUUGUCAGUCGAGUGUUCUAAGUCUGGUUCGUGUAAACUGGUUGGUCAGUUUAGCCUUGAUUUAUUGGUCAUUUACCAUUAUUACUAUUAUUAUUGUUGUUGUUUUUGUUGUUUUUACAAUCCGCUUAUAAUUGUUUAAUUGUUGUCUUUCAAGAGGGAUUCGAUCUGACUUAGAUGCUUUAGAAUUCUUUAAUGACGAAAAGAUCUGUAAAAAUAAACGUCCUGCACGUGAACUCAUACACUUUAACAACUCCUAACUCUCAAUUUCAAAGUAUUAUCUAGAGAACAGGUUUGUCAACUGAAGGGUGUUAUCUCGAUAAAACUCCAAAUUCUUUCACACAUUUUACAGGGAAAUGUGUAGCUGCAGAAAGGAGAAUUGCUGAUCAGAUCGUUCUAAGACCAUUUUCCUUUUUAAUCCACAGCUAAAUCAGAAGCCAAAGCAGCUGCAAAGGCAGCAGCGAGAGCAGAGAGAAAGAAAGAUUGAAACUGUGAACAGAAGAGGACGUGUAUUUAAGACAAGAGGCACGGAAAUCGCAAGGGAAGUUAUCCUCGUGGUGCGUUGAAAAGGGACUCGAAUUGAGCCAUGGUUUUGUCAAAGACCUCGAGUAGCUGCUUCACAUAAGUUGGCAUGACAACGACCCGCGCGUGUUGGGGUUUCGUAAUAACUCCUCGGAUGCAUUCAUCGAAGAUUCGUGAACUUCCCAACCCCCCCCCCCUUCCUGACAUCUAUAGAUUCAGCUAGGCUUAGCUCUAGCUUACAUUCAUAGGAAGCCCGUAAUCUUUUGACUUUUACAGCGUGUUUAUAUUAAUAACUAUUGCACUGUACACUGCUUGCCCAGUUUAAUUACUUGUGUAUCCAUACUUAUUAUUAAAGAGCUUUACACUUCAUGCAUAGCUUUAACUACGCAAAAAUUAAACAAAGUUUAAAAUUUGAAAACUAACUGAGAUAAAAGAGACAAAAAUUAAUUAAAAUUCUUUUAAACUCGGUCGUAUGAGUUGUAACUAGUGAUUAUCUGUGGUGUUACUACUGUACCUUUCACAGUAAAUGGUUUGAACCUGGGGGUAACAUGUAAUAGUGUAAUUUGAUCGUUCGAGGGAGUGUAGUCCUGAGAAGGACUGUUGUCGGUAGUGGUGACGGACGUUUCGAAAACCUGAGCGGAAGUCAUCUUCAGAGUCAAGUGAUUAGUUGUUGUCAGUCGAAUGUUCUUAGUCCUUGUUAAAAAAUCGCUAGGGAGAAAACGCGAGUCACAAGUCUAGCUUUCUAUAAGCUAUUCUCUUCCAGAAAAGGCAGUUCUACAUGUGUAAAAAAGGCCGUCAAGGUCGUUGCAGUUGAGGUUGCUGGGCGCGCUCGCAUCUGUCGUCUAAGUUAAUUACACUUUUAGUGUUAACGAAACUUAGACGGGGCUACUGUCCUUUUCAAAAUGAGAACAUUUUACAUGACUCAAAAAACUGCUCAUAAGCGCAGCCUCCUUUACCUUCUAUGUUCC
This is a messenger RNA of Pocillopora meandrina, 11065 nucleotides long. Lineage: Eukaryota; Metazoa; Cnidaria; Anthozoa; Scleractinia; Pocilloporidae. The record is from the annotation of a GenBank genome assembly.